GAACACAGUGAUGUUUCUUUGAUAUUUCUGUCGGUCUAGACUCGUGAAGAUGCGAGAGUCGGAGAACGCCGCUACUGUAACCACGGCAACGCUUCCACUCGGCCAUCGUGACGUCACUGAGCCACACGACGACACCUGCGCGAACACACACACACACACACACACACAGAGCGGGGCUGUGGUCAGUCUGAUCGUUGCUUCUCGCCAUAGGUGAUGUCUGCGAAUAAAAAAAAUGAAACCUGAUACAGAGAUGCGCGCUCGGAGCUCCGCCCCUGAAUAACAUCGUCAUCAUCAUCAUCAUCAUCAGAGUCGGAGAGGAAUAACUGGAGGGCACGAGAGAGGACGCACGCGGACUGUCUGCUGCACGCGCCACGUUUAUCCGUCACCUGUGAAUACGCAGCUGAGAGCAAGAACAAGUCAGCGAUCGCAGAUGCUCACGGAGUCACACGCACAGACCCUGCCCUCUCUCUCUCUCUCUCUCUCUCUCUCUCAGGCUAAUAUGAGGAAGCCUCUGGUGUGCUGAAGGACAUCUGGAUUUACUGUACAAGUAGCAUUCUCGGCAUGUGCUAAGCUCGACUGUAGCAUAAAGGGAGAGAGCGUUGAAGCAGAGAAACGACCAUGGCCUCUGACAUCCAGCGCCAUCUGAUUGUCUGCGUCCACAAGCACUCCUGGAAGAAACUCAGGCCUGCACGGGUGUUUGGCCUUCUCAUUAGUCUCAUAGCAAUAAGUGCAGUGGCCUUCUCAUGGAGCUCUACUGCUCAGUGGGAGGGGCUACAGAGCCACGCCCCACACAGGACACUGCUCUCCACACACCUGAGUUACCACACUAAUCUCUCGGAGGACACACCCAUAGCGAUGCGCUCAUCCGCGGUGUCAAACGAGAGUCAGGGUGACUAUCCGACGGACCUGUUUAGCCUGGAGGACCGUCGGCACGGUGCUGUCAUCUUACACAUGUUUGGCAUGAUCUACAUGUUCAUUGCUCUCGCCAUCGUCUGCGAUGAGUUUUUUGUCCCCGCGCUCACAGUCAUCACAGAGAAACUCAAGAUCUCCGAUGACGUGGCAGGAGCCACCUUUAUGGCAGCAGGAGGCUCGGCUCCUGAGCUCUUCACCUCUGUCAUCGGCGUAUUUAUUUCCCACAGUAACGUGGGCAUCGGGACCAUCGUCGGCUCUGCUGUAUUCAACAUCUUGUUCGUCAUCGGAAUGUGUGCCGUCUUCUCCAGAGAGAUCCUGAACCUGACGUGGUGGCCUCUGUUUCGGGACGUGUUCUUCUACAUCGUCGGCCUCAUCAUGCUCAUCGUUUUCUUCUUGGAUAACUACAUCAUGUACUGGGAGAGUAUCAGUCUGCUGCUGACCUAUGCCACAUAUGUGCUCUUCAUGAAGUUUAAUGGGAAUGUAGAGACUUUUGUCAAGGGUAUCAUUCACAGAAACCAGGUGGUGGAAGUGGAGGCCCCGCCAAAGUUGACUGUGAAGUUGAGCCCUACUGCAGUGGAGGAUGACAGCAAGCUGUCUGCCAAGCCCCGGCUGCAGAGAGGAGGAAGCUCCGCCUCUUUACACAACAGUCUAAUGAGGAACAGCAUCUUUCAUCUGAUGAUCCACACACUCGACCCUCUCAGUGAAGAAUUCGCUGACUCUGAGCUGGGGACUUAUGGCAAGCUAAAAUAUUAUCACUCAAUGACCGAGGAAGGAAAAUUUCGCGAGAAGGCAUCCGUCCUUCAAAAUAUUGCCAAAAAGAAGUGCCAAGUGGAGGACUCGAAUGGAGUUGCUGAUAAAAAUCUGCCAAACAGCUCAAGUGUGGAGGUGGGCAUUACUCCACCGAUGAACGGCACCGCUGGACAGGACGGAGAUACGGGUGAAGAGGAUGAUGAGGAAGAUCAGCCUCUGAGCCUGUCUUGGCCUGAGACGAAACGCAAGCGCUUCACGUAUCUCUUGAUCCUGCCCAUAGUCUUGCCUCUGUGGAUCACACUGCCGGACGUCCGGAAGGCCAGUUCCAAGAAGUUUUUUCCCAUUACGUUCCUGGGAGCGAUUUGCUGGAUCGCGGGAUACUCCUACCUGAUGGUGUGGUGGGCUCAUCAGGUUGGAGAGACUAUAGGCAUCACAGAGGAGAUCAUGGGACUGACGAUCCUAGCGGCAGGGACCUCUAUCCCUGAUCUGAUCACCAGUGUCAUUGUGGCCCGAAGGGGUCUGGGAGACAUGGCAGUGUCCAGCUCUGUGGGAUCCAACAUAUUCGACAUCACUGUGGGGUUACCGCUCCCAUGGCUGCUGUACUCCAUUAUAAACGGUAUGAGCCCGGUUCAGGUGAGUAGCAACGGUCUGUUUUGUGCCAUCGUGCUGCUCUUCAUCAUGCUCCUCUUCGUCAUCAUCUCCAUCGCCGCCUGUAAGUGGAAGAUGAGCAAACUGCUGGGCUUCAUCAUGUUCCUGCUCUACAUGGUCUUCCUGGUGGUCAGCGUCCUGCUGGAGGACAAGGUCAUCGUCUGCCCCAUCUCUGUCUGAUGACCCUUCCUGCUGACUUUAACUUACCUCCGUAGGCAUUUUUUCCCAGCCUCCUUCACACUUCAUCUAAAACCCUGUGUUCAUGGGGUUUUACACACUUUAAUAUUAAUAUUUGUCUUGCUUUCCUGGAAAAUAUCUAAACAUCCUAAACAAAUAUCUAAACAAAGAGCAUCGCUGAACUGUACUUAAGAAGCAAAACUCUUUUUCAGAGAAAAUUUCUUGACUUAUGUUUUAUUUAUUUAUUUUUGUCUAAUUUUAAGCUCAAACUUCAUUAGAUAUACAAUUAAACUUUUCUUAAAAAAUGAUUUGGCUGCAAUUAAUUAUAUAUAAAUAUGUAUUCUAAAAAAAUAUUGCUUAGUGUCUUUGUUUUGUUUUCCAUUGCAAAUAUCUGAGCACUCUUAAAUUUAUUGAGAGUGGAAAUUUCUGAAGAAAAUUAAGUCUUGUUUUCUUGAAUGGGUGAAUUUCAUUUUGAAUGCCAGUGUUAUUUUAGUAUCAUUGACAAAUUAUUAUAGUUUUUUUCAUAUUUUGAAUCAGUAUUUUACCUACAGUUUGAGUAUUUGUUUAUUCAUCUUUAUUUUAGUUUUAGUUGUUUUAGUCCAUCAAGUUAAACUAAAUUAAAAUAAAAAAGUUGCCUUGACAACAAGCCACAAUGAAAGGCUUGUAUACUUGUGGCCCUGGAGCACAAAAGCAGUCUUAAGCAAUAGCCCAAAAAAUAUGUUAUGGGUCAAAAUUAUCGUUAGGAUAUUAAGAAAAGAUCAUGUUCCAUAGAGACAUUUUGUAACUUUCCUACCAUAAAUAUUUCAAAAUGUAAUUUUUGAUUAGUAAUAUAUUUAUAUGGACAAAUUCAAAGGUGAUUUUUUUGCUCCCUCAGAUUCCAGAUUUUCAAAUAGUUGCAUCUCUGCCAGAUAUUGUCCGAUCCUAAUGAACCAUGCAUCAACGGAAAGCUAUUUAUUCAGCUUUCAGAUGUAUAAAUCACAGUUUAGAAAAAUGUACACUUAAGACUGGUUUUGUGGUCCAGGCUCACAUUUUAUUUAACCUUUAUUAUGUCAAGGAACAGAAAUGUGUUAUGGUUUUAGUUUUUGUUUCAGUUUCAGUAAGCUAUACUAACCCUGGUUCAUGCUUAAAGCAAUAAGUGUGGAAAGAAAAAUAAUCUUGUUUUCCCUUUGAUUUAUUAUUAAUUAAUUUAUUUUUAUUUGGCUACUGAUUCCAUGUUAUUAUUU
Messenger RNA from Carassius carassius (crucian carp), 3710 nucleotides. Its product is annotated as sodium/potassium/calcium exchanger 2-like. The coding region runs from base 619 to 2490 and encodes 623 amino acids. Gene Ontology annotation, molecular function: calcium channel activity; calcium, potassium:sodium antiporter activity. The record is from RefSeq and is a predicted model, not a curated record. NCBI's taxonomy places the organism in Eukaryota, Metazoa, Chordata, Actinopteri, Cypriniformes, Cyprinidae. Gene Ontology annotation, cellular component: membrane. Gene Ontology annotation, biological process: long-term synaptic depression; long-term synaptic potentiation; calcium ion transmembrane transport. The transcript is spliced from 12 exons.